Molecule: messenger RNA, 171 nt
Organism: Candidula unifasciata
Lineage: Eukaryota; Metazoa; Mollusca; Gastropoda; Stylommatophora; Geomitridae
Source: the annotation of a GenBank genome assembly
UUAGGCGAGGAACCAGAUGUUGCGUCCAAUGAGCAAAAUCAACCUCCCAAGGGUGAACCAAGUUUGAAAAGGUUUCAUAAAGUUGAUGCCGCAGCAGGUCCCAGCUCACAGGCCACUGCUAAGGCUGCUGAUGUGGAUGGUCAAGAGAAUGAAAGCUUUGUCACCCCAGCA